This is a messenger RNA of Mus musculus (house mouse), 2537 nucleotides long. RefSeq names its product purinergic receptor P2X, ligand-gated ion channel, 1 (gene P2rx1). Gene Ontology annotation, cellular component: membrane raft; plasma membrane; membrane. NCBI's taxonomy places the organism in Eukaryota, Metazoa, Chordata, Mammalia, Rodentia, Muridae. The record is from RefSeq and is a predicted model, not a curated record. The coding region runs from base 260 to 1402 and encodes 380 amino acids. Gene Ontology annotation, biological process: purinergic nucleotide receptor signaling pathway; positive regulation of calcium ion import across plasma membrane; monoatomic ion transport. Gene Ontology annotation, molecular function: identical protein binding; suramin binding; purinergic nucleotide receptor activity. The transcript is spliced from 12 exons.
UAUUUCACGGGGCACCACUGGCCGGUACUCCACUGCCUGCCAGCAGUCAAAAGCUGCUCUGAUCACCCUGGGUUUUUCCCUCCUAACCCAGAUCCCACCAACGAACCUCCAACUCUGGCCCCACUUGGCCUGCUCUGUUCUUAAGGGGCUGGGAAGCCUCCAGCCACUCCACUGCUCUCUCUGUAGACACAGAUGCUAGCCUGCCCUUGACCACAGAGGCCGUGCGGGGGGCUUGUCUCUGAGCCCCUUCUGGCCCACCAUGGCUCGGCGGCUGCAGGAUGAGCUGUCAGCCUUCUUCUUUGAGUAUGACACUCCCCGGAUGGUGCUGGUACGAAACAAGAAGGUGGGAGUCAUUUUCCGUCUGAUCCAGUUGGUGGUUCUGGUCUACGUCAUUGGGUGGGUGUUUGUCUAUGAAAAAGGAUACCAGACCUCAAGUGGCCUUAUCAGCAGUGUGUCAGUGAAACUCAAGGGCUUGGCUGUGACCCAGCUCCAGGGCCUGGGACCCCAGGUCUGGGACGUGGCUGACUAUGUCUUCCCAGCACAUGGGGACAGCUCCUUUGUAGUUAUGACCAAUUUCAUCAUGACCCCUCAGCAGGCUCAAGGACAUUGUGCAGAGAACCCAGAAGGUGGCAUAUGCCAAGAUGACAGUGGCUGCACUCCAGGAAAAGCAGAAAGGAAAGCCCAAGGUAUUCGCACAGGCAACUGUGUGCCCUUCAAUGGCACUGUGAAGACGUGUGAGAUCUUUGGCUGGUGUCCUGUAGAGGUGGAUGACAAGAUCCCAAGCCCUGCUCUUCUUCAUGAGGCUGAGAACUUCACCCUCUUCAUCAAAAACAGCAUCAGCUUUCCACGCUUCAAGGUCAACAGGCGCAACCUGGUGGAGGAGGUGAAUGGUACCUACAUGAAGAAAUGCCUCUACCACAAGAUUCUACACCCGCUGUGCCCAGUCUUCAGCCUUGGCUAUGUGGUGCGAGAGUCGGGCCAGGACUUCCGAAGCCUUGCUGAGAAGGGCGGGGUGGUUGGUAUCACCAUCGACUGGGAGUGUGACCUGGACUGGCAUGUACGGCACUGCAAACCCAUCUACCAGUUCCAUGGACUGUACGGGGAGAAGAACCUGUCUCCAGGCUUCAACUUCAGAUUUGCCAGGCACUUUGUGCAGAAUGGGACAAACCGUCGUCACCUCUUCAAGGUGUUUGGGAUUCGCUUUGAUAUCCUUGUGGAUGGCAAGGCUGGGAAGUUUGACAUCAUCCCUACUAUGACUACCAUCGGCUCUGGGAUUGGCAUCUUUGGAGUGGCCACAGUUCUCUGUGAUCUCUUAUUGCUCCACAUCCUGCCUAAGAGGCACUACUACAAGCAGAAGAAGUUCAAGUAUGCGGAGGACAUGGGGCCUGGGGAGGUAGGGUGAACGUGACCCCGCGGCCACCAGCUCCACUCUGGGCCUGCAGGAGAACAUGAGGACCUCCUGACCUUAAUCUUGAGCUCCGGACUUGACUCAGUGUGUGGCUUCCAGCAAGGGCUGGUGGCUUUGAGCCAGGGCAGAGGUCAUUGCCAGAGGCUUUCCUGCAAGGCAGAUACCAGUUGCCCUCUGGUUCAGCCAAGACAUUGGAAUCCAGAGCUCUGGGUCCAGAUCCACACUUCCCUUCCUGAGGGAUGGCCCCUCAAUUUUUCACUAUUCUGGGUCCCUCUGGCUGGGUUCCUCACACACCAGUACCCUAGCUUCGUGCUUAUGGCUCAGGCUGCCACUGUCUACCCCACAGCCUCACCUGCCUGGCUUUGGGCUCUUCCACAUGGUAGCCACUAGCCAGAUGUGUCAGUUUGAACUUAAAUUAAUUAAAAUAUAAUAAAAAAAGAUGGCUGGGUUGAACUAGUUAUGGGGACACUUUUGGCCUGUGACUGCCAUACUGGAUAGCAACAGAUGUUUUCAUUGUAGGAAGUUCCAAAGGAAUUCCCUGGGAGGCUCAUCAACAGUGCGGGUGCCUGAUACGCACCCCACCUCCUCCUAAAAUAGAAACACAGGGCACUUUGUAGCUGAGGCUUAAGAAUUGCUAUCCUAGAGCUUUCUGACUCUUAAGCUCCCAAUCAGCCUUGGGUCAGCCCCAACUGGCAGGUGCAGGCACUGAGCAGGGUCUCAAACACCCACAGCAAGUGUGUAGUGUUGUUCUCGUGCCACACAGGGAUCACAAACCCCCAUGUGCACACCCCCUCUACACAUACAACCCUCCACCCCCUCUGUGGGUUGGAACAGCUUGGGUGCUGCAGGCACAGCCAUCUGAACACACCUACACUCCCAGGCAGGGACACACGGUCUCCAUACAGUAUCACCCCCAUGGGGCGAUGCUCUCCUUCCUGAGGGAGUCAUACCAGACCAGCCCUUCUAGCCACUGAACCUUACUCAGCUACCUCAGGUGGAGAAGUAACCCUGAUGAAUCUUGGCUCCUUGCCUGUGGCCCAGUCCCAGCUUCCACGGCCUGCCCAGCUUGGCUGGAACAUGAGGGCUGAGGAGGCAAGGGGUGAGACACAAUAAAAAGAAUGAGGACAAA